This is a messenger RNA of Candidula unifasciata, 432 nucleotides long. The record is from the annotation of a GenBank genome assembly. NCBI's taxonomy places the organism in Eukaryota, Metazoa, Mollusca, Gastropoda, Stylommatophora, Geomitridae.
AUGCAGCUGAUAUUGGCUAGUGUUUGCCUCGCCGCCAUCUUGCACGUCGUGUCAGGGGCGUGCCCCCAGAACUUUGACUUCGUUGGUCAGUUUUGCCAAGCGGAUGUUGUUUUUAAAGGCAGGGCCGUCUCCGGCGUCUCGGGAGUCGCCAUUGACACUGAUGGGACACAGGUGAUAUCGGGUUCGCACGAUUUCCGGGUCAACCCGUAUUUCAAGGACAACACUGGUCGUCGGCAAAGACAGGUUAGAGUUUCCAGAGUGUACAGUCAACGUGAUCCUUGCGACUCUGCAUUUCUGCAGGCAGGCUACAGUGCCUACCUGAUCUUUGCGAGAGGCAACAGCAGCUUGACGGUGCCUGCAUGUGGGGGCGUCAUUCCCUGGCCGUGUGUUCCAAGGAGGACCAAACGAACCUUGUCUACACAGACCUGUUGA